UUCAGAUGGUCCUGACAACUACCAGCACCUGUACAUAUAUGGAAAUAGCAGCCAUCAGCGACCAGAUAAAUACAUGCUCUUAGGAGAUCAGAUAAAACCAAGCCAACGGCUCAAGGAGUUCAGAUGCGAGACUUGUAUGAAAACAUUCACUUUGAAAAAUAAUCUCCAUCAACAUAUGAAGAUCCACACUGGUGUAAAACGGCAUGUGUGCCCAGUAUGUAGUAGAGGCUUUCAGAGAUCAACCCAUUUGAAAGGACAUUUGCUUAGAGUCCAUCCUGAGUUUAAUUCAGAGGGUCAUUGUCAAAGACCACUUGACUCUUGAUGCUGAAAACUUCAUUUGAAUAUAUACCAUAUAUGGUAUGUUUGGAUCCGUGUGCAUGCUCUGAGCUAAAGGUUUAUUCUGGUUUUAAUGCAGAGGAUCAUUUUUAACUGUUUAAAGGUGCAUAUAUAUAUUACUGUAUUAAAAUUGAUACUGAUUUUAAUGUAUGUUAUUUUAAAGAAAACCUGAUUCCUGAUGCUUUAAAGGUGCAACAAUUAGUGCAGAGGAGCCAUUCAAUGAUCACGGACCAGUGUCAAAAAAUAUCUAGGUUUGGAUAUUUCAUCAAGACUUACAUCUAUUUUUAUUAUCUACAAAGAAACCCCCUAGAUAAACAUUAUUUCAGCUGAUAUUCCUCUUGAAACAUGAUGGAUCUUAAAAAUGAAAAAGCGGAUUUCCCCUUUUUCAAGCUUUGAACUGAAUUUACACUUCUUAAUGCUGAAAUUGAUAGGUUAUCCAUACAUUUUAAGAAAAUAGGUAUGUCAAAGAAGAUGUUAAGCCAAAUGUUGCCUUGAUAGCUCAGAAAAAGUUAAAAUUUUCCUUUUUUCUCUCUACAGGCCUUGUUGCCCCUUUAA
Owenia fusiformis is the source of this 891-nucleotide messenger RNA. NCBI's taxonomy places the organism in Eukaryota, Metazoa, Annelida, Polychaeta, Sabellida, Oweniidae. The record is from the annotation of a GenBank genome assembly.